Molecule: messenger RNA, 2378 nt
Organism: Ictidomys tridecemlineatus (thirteen-lined ground squirrel)
Lineage: Eukaryota; Metazoa; Chordata; Mammalia; Rodentia; Sciuridae
Gene: Epdr1
Product: ependymin related 1
Biological process (GO): cell-matrix adhesion
Cellular component (GO): lysosome; extracellular region
Molecular function (GO): calcium ion binding
Source: RefSeq, a predicted model, not a curated record
UGCCUCUGCAUUUCCUGUUGGCAGCAGUGAGCAGUGAAAACAGAAGCUGCAGUAGGCAGUGGCCAAGGCAGAAAUAGCUCGCGCGCGAUUCACCCAAGCCUUCCCAGGCCCAAAGUCUAGCUCCUGAUCUCAACAGCUGAUAAAAGCCACAGCUAGGGCCGGAAGCACCUCCGCCGGCCCAGUGCCGAGAGAACCCUUGGAAACCACUCUUCGCCUGGAGCCCUCAGCGGCCCCUGGGUUCGGGCUUACUCCCGGGGGGCGGCAGACCGCGAUGUCAGGACGCGUUCCUAUCCGCGCGGCCAGCCCCCUGGGCGCCUGGCUGCUGGGUGGCCUCUGGGUUUGGGCGCUGGGCGGCCUGUGCGGCCUGGGGACAGCGGGCUCCCCGGGGUCGCCGCACCCGUGCCAGGCGCCGCAGCAGUGGGAGGGACGCCAGGUUCUUUAUCAACAGAGCAGUGGGCGCAACAGUCGUGCCCUGCUGUCCUACGAUGGGCUCAACCAGCGCGUCAGGGUGCUGGACGAGAGGAAGGCGCUGAUCCCUUGCAAGAGAUUAUUUGAAUAUAUUUUGCUGUAUAAGGAUGGAGUCAUGUUUCAGAUUGAACAAGCCACUAAGCAGUGCUCAAAAAUCACCCUGACAGAACCCUGGGAUCCUCUUGACAUUCCUCAGAACUCCACCUUUGAAGACCAGUACUCCAUUGGGGGGCCUCAGGAGCAGAUCACCGUACAGGAGUGGUCCAACAGAAAGUCCGCUCGAUCCUACGAAACCUGGAUCGGCAUUUAUACAGCCAAGGAUUGUUAUCCUGUCCAGGAAACCUUCAUUAGAAAUUAUAGUGUAAUACUGUCCACGCGAUUUUUUGAUGUACAGCUAGGCAUUAAAGACCCCUCUGUGUUUACCCCUCCGAGCACGUGCCAGACGGCCCAGCCUGAGAAGAUGAGUGAGGACUGCACCUGGUGAGCCUCUGAAUGCAGAAGUGACUGCCUUGAACAUCAGCUGGAAACAGAUUGGAGACUGGUGGGGAUGAGAAUCUACACUGGGGAUAGUUUUAGGAUGCUAAACACUGAUAUAAAUUUUUCCCUGUGUCUGACUUUGACUGCUCAGCUAUGAAUACAGGAGGAAAUUGAAUGGAGAACAUGUGGCCUUCUGAGAUGACUACUAGCAUGGCCACUUCAGUUAUUGCUAAGGCAUACUUGGUUUUCUGUGUGCAUAGGUUUCUAUUCAGUGUCAUGGCAUAUGAAGGGGUGAAAGGUUAGCAGGAGCAGUUUGCCUUGGCAGGGAUGAAUAUUUUAAGAACUGAUGGUGAUAAUAAAAUGCAGGGUGAUUUUUGUCAGUGUUUAUUAUUAAGUUCCCUACAAGGGAAACCCCCUGCGUCAUUGUACCAGGAGUCAUCUGUUCCCACUGAUGCUCACCCCCACCCUACGGCAACAAUGCACAAAAUGACCUCCUAAAUUUGACUUCCAGACAUAAGAGCUCUAUGACAUGACCCAUGGACAGAAAUAUUUGGAAGGAAGUGAAAGGCUAUUAUUAUGAAGUAUUAAUUCUUUGAAAGGGAAAAGAAAAAGAGAAACAGAAAGAAGUUUGAAAGCAAGAGGGUUUGGACAAUCAUAAUGUUUAUACUUAAUGAAGCACGAGCCAUGUAUGCUUCCUGUUUUCUAUGCAAGAGUAUUGAUUUAUGUGUGGAAUGUUCACAUUCUUCUCAAUGGACAGCUGGUGUUCUAAAGUAGUGCUGCACCCCUUAUCAGGAGACUGAUACCUCUUAUCCUCCAAAUGCAGGAUUAGAACUCCUUUGUACUCCAACUCCUUUGGUUAUUAACUAAACUAGACUUGCCCUUGCCUUGGCCUUCCUGGGACUGUUUCACAGUCUCUGUUGUCUAUCUGACAUCUGCUCAUCCUUCCCAGGUCAGUUCACACAUGACCUUCUCUGAGAGCUGCUCCCAAGCCUGGAUUAGUUACAUCUUGCAGGUUGAGAAUGCUUUUCUGACAAUACUUAUGCUGUGUGACAAUUUCCUGCCUCCUGGAUGCUAUGUCCCACUGUCCUGGCUAAGAGUCCCUUGAGUACGGGUAUUACUGUUCUUUACUUUUUUAAAUCCCAGUACCAAGCAAGUGCCUGGCACAUGAUCAGUGCCCUCAACAUUUGUAGAGUUAAGAAUACUAGCUUCUGUUUCUCAGUUUCCUCAUCUUUUAAGUGGGGUUGGGUUUGCUGAUCACUGGGUAGACCUUCAGUAAUACAAUUUAUUAUUCUAUAUAAUUUUCCUCUUGUAUUUCAUUUGGCCAUCAAUUUUAGUUACCAAAAUAAAUGUGUGAUACCCAUGUUAUGUUCAUAAACAAUCUGUAUUACUCACAGUUUAUCUAUAUUAAUAAACUAAUUUAAGCACAUCUCAAA